GCUUUAGCUUAAGAUUCAUCCAAAGAACUCUUUCUUCACUGGCCAAGAACUUUCGGUGUCCUCUUCAAAAACAAAAAAAAAAGAACUUUUGGUGUCAAUCAUGGCUGUAGCUAAUGUUGAGCCUGAUCUACCUGCUGGAUUCAGGUUUGAUCCAACCGAUCGUCAACUUGUUGAGUGCUACCUGACGAAGAAAAUUCUCAACCAACCUCUUCCAACUCACUUGUUUGAAUUUGAUGUAUUUCAAACUGAGCCAUGGAGGCUGCCACGAGAAAAUAGGUACUCUUUGGAGCAUAGGAAGUACUAUUUCUUUGAUCUCAGGAACCGUAGGUUCCAAAAUAUGGAUGCAACACCAGCUGGAAAUGGUGAAUGGAGAAUGGUUGAAUGGAACGAAGAGUUUGCUCUUUCAAACAAUCAAUUGAUUGUGAGAAAGAACACAUAUGUUUACUGGAGAGUGCAAGGAAGCCAAGCUGUGAUGACACAAUGGUGGAUGCAUGAAUUUGUCAUAAGUACAAUUUUUCAUCCAAUUAGGGUGUCACCUAUAGCUGCCUAUCGGAUAUUUAAGAUAUGAAGGUGGAAAGAGUUGAGAAGAAGGCCACCACACUAAUGGAGGAUGCAAGUUCCAUGAACUCAUGUUUCAUUUCCUAGGGUUUAGAAUAGUUUUAAUAGAUCCAUCUUUAGUUUAAACAAUUUAUUUGUAAGUCUUAUGGACAAUAAACAAUCUUUAAUCUUUUAUAGUUUUAGGAAUUGAGUUUUGUAUUUUGGACUCAUUUGAAUAAUAUUAAUAAGAAACUAU
Medicago truncatula (barrel medic) is the source of this 793-nucleotide messenger RNA. Its product is annotated as NAC domain-containing protein 83. Gene Ontology annotation, biological process: regulation of DNA-templated transcription. Gene Ontology annotation, molecular function: DNA binding. NCBI's taxonomy places the organism in Eukaryota, Viridiplantae, Streptophyta, Magnoliopsida, Fabales, Fabaceae. The coding region runs from base 101 to 568 and encodes 155 amino acids. The transcript has 3 exons. The record is from RefSeq and is a predicted model, not a curated record.